Messenger RNA from Haliotis rufescens (red abalone), 2035 nucleotides. Its product is annotated as cell division cycle-associated protein 3-like. Bases 93 to 782 code for a protein of 229 amino acids. The record is from RefSeq and is a predicted model, not a curated record. Lineage: Eukaryota; Metazoa; Mollusca; Gastropoda; Lepetellida; Haliotidae. The transcript is spliced from 4 exons.
CAAAAUAUGACACUGCAUUUCAUUGGCUGAAGCGGGAAGUUCAAACUUGUAUACGGACCCUUGUCUGCAUGGAAAGGAGUUAACAUCUCAUCAUGGGAGCAAUUGGCAGCAAGAUAGAAAUGUUGGAUGACGGAACUGGUACCCCAGUCAAGUGUCACAUCGCCAGUCGCCAACUCGAUGACGAUCCCCGCUCACCAACCAACAACAUUCCACGUACGCCUAUCAUGGUGGACAAAACACCUGAUGGACUUCUUGACCCACGGUCACCUACACCUGGAAUUUGGAGGACACCCAUUAACAAUUUCAUGAAAAAAGAUGAAGCCAAGUCUGUCCAAGAGGAUGUCAAGCCCCUUCUGGAGGCCAACACGAGUCCCGACAUGCCCUGCAAGCAGGAUAUUGGGGAGCCAGACAAACUGGACAGGAAGGAUGACCUGGGGGCGGCCGCCGAGCUCCAGCACAUGUCACUGUCCGACGUGGACGAGUCUUCAAGUCUACUUGUCACGAACCCUAAGCCAGUUGUCACAAAGAAACCCAAAGGGCAGAAGACACAACCCAAGAAGCUGUUCUAUGACAAGAAGAGACCCAGCAAGGCGUUCAGCUCCACCCCCAAGUCUGUGCUCACCUCCACCCCGCCCCGCUCCCCCCUCUCUACCGUUGUCAUAGAUACCAACUCUCCACGGGUCAUCAUGCACAGGAAACAGACAAAGAAGAUCGACGCAGCUCGUCAGUGUCGGCUCGGGGCUCUACGGUCCUCGCAGGAUAAGGAAAAUGUUGACAUGUGAAAUCUGCUCAAAAUAUAUUUCAUCUUUGACAAAUGACUGCAGUCUCAAUCAACUACUUUUACUGGAUGCUACUGUUGUGAUACCCACGACACAUGACUGGACUAGGGUGCUGAAAGGUCACACUGUCUUGAUGUCAGGGGUUGUUAAGUACAUCUUGCAGGUGACCCUGGUCGUGAUAAGAGUAGACCUUGGUCCACUUAAUCAGUGUCACGUGAGUCAGAAAAUAAGAACACAUUCCUUUUAGUGCAUAUUUUAUGAAAUCAUUCUUGAGAAUUACUAGACUGGAAUUUUUAGCAUUUUAAACACUGAACAUGUUGAACACAAAAUAUAUAAAAAGUAAAUGACAUGAGAAGUAAACCACCAGUAUUAUGACCUGUUCCUUGAUAACAUUUGCAUACAUCUACCUCUAAAUAAACUGACAAACCAACAUGCUUCAUCUUUCACAGGUGCUUAUAUAUGUCUUCUAAUCUGUUUCAAUUGCUGUCAACUAGACAAGAUCUGACGUGAAAGCUUUGUCUUGUCGUGUUUCAAUUGCUGUCGACAAGAUCUUAUGUGAAAGCUUUGUCUUGUCAUGUUUCAAUUGCUGUCGACAAGAUCUUAUGUGAAAGCUUUGUCUUGUCAUGUUUCAAUUGCUGUCUACAAGAUCUUAUGUGAAAGCUUUGUCUUGUCGUGUUUCAAUUGCUGUCUACAAGAUCUUAAGUGAAAGCUUUGUCUUGUUGUGUUUCAAUUGCUGUCGACAUGAUCUUAUGUGAAAGCUUUGUCUUGUCAUGUUUCAAUUGCUGUCUACAAGAUCUUAAGUGAAAGCUUUGUCUUGUCAUGUUUCAAUUGCUGUCGACAAGAUCUUAUGUGAAAGCUUUGUCUUGUCGUGUUCAAUUGCUGUCUACAAGAUCUUAAGUGAAAGCUUUGCCUUGUCGUGUUUCAAUUGCUGUCUACAAGAUCUUAAGUGAAAGCUUUGUCUUGUCAUGUUUCAAUUGUUGUCGACAAGACAUGAUCUUUUGUGCUAAAACUAAUUAAUUGUUAUAAACAUGAUAAGUAGAUUUACUAAGUAAAUAUGAAAUCUCACAUUUGGGUGAUGCAUUGUAUGUCAUUUGGAUGUGUUUGGUUGGCAGUGUUCUUAUAAAGUGAAUAAAGCAUCAUGUUCAAGAAGGGGGCACGGGUGGUCCAGUCGUCUAAGGCGCCGCGAUUCGCUGUGCACAGUUGCAUCCCUUGGGCACGCCAGAAACCUAUGAUUGUGGGUUCGAAUCCCGGUUCGC